Messenger RNA from Thamnophis sirtalis, 1462 nucleotides. NCBI's taxonomy places the organism in Eukaryota, Metazoa, Chordata, Lepidosauria, Squamata, Natricidae. The record is from RefSeq and is a predicted model, not a curated record.
GUUAUGAAAAUUAAAACAUAAAAAACUUUAUAGAUGAAAUCUAAUUUAAUAAUAAUGCUGUCUAGCUUCACACCACCCGAAAAAGCCAAUAUAUUUUAGCAUGCAUGGCAUAUUAACCUAGCCACAUUUCUGAAUCACCUUUUAGUCUGCAACAGGCUGUUUGUUUCUCAUCUGAAGGCUAAACUAGCCAUUUUCAAAGGCUUAUUUACAAGGAUUGCCUCUUUUCUUUGCAAGAAAAUGUUCUGAGUGUCAUCAUUUGCCUUUGGAUUGUGUUGCACCACAGCAAUGUUAUUAAAUCUGUGAUUCUAUGUCUCAUUUUAAAAAAAACAUACCACCACAACCAAAUGUUCAUUCAACUUCUAGUUGACUUUGGAUUCCUAAUUGACUAUUAGACAGUAGGAGAUGUAUGCCCAAAAAUAAUAAAAGGAGAAACGCCUAUCAGCUCUCUUUUCCUUGGAUAAAUCCUUCCUUUUUGUUUGCGGAGACAAUAUUGAAGCUUUGUAUUUUAUUGACUAAGUUAUCUUUCUCCCCUCUGUGUUGGAACUAUAGAUCCCAUGUUGCUUUGGAAAUUUUGGGAGUUAAAAUUGUAACAGGAGAGAAAGGGAUCACGUAGGAGAACCAGGACUAGGUUUUUAAAUAUAUGUAUAUGUUGUGUUCUGUGUUCUGUUGUAGGGAACUUCUUAGAAUGGAGGCCCCACCUGUUACUAUGAUGCCAGUCACUGGCGGCACCAUUAACAUGAUGGAACAUUUGCUUCAAGGUAGCGUUUUGGAUCAAAGCCUAGAGAGUCUUCUUCAUCGACUCCGUGGUCUUUGUGACAACAUGGAGCCCGAGACUUUCGUAGAUCACGAGAUGGUCUUCCUUCUCAAAGGCCAACAAGCCAGUCCAUUUGUCCUCCGCACGCGACGCUCCAUGGACAAACCUGGUGCUCCUUGGCACUUGCGGUAUCUUGGGCAGCCGGAAAUGGGAGACAAAAACCGCCAUGCCUUGGUGCGGAAUUGUGUGGAUAUUGCCACCUCGGACAACCUGACAGACUUCCUGGUAGAAAUGGGCUUCCGCAUGGACCACGAGUUUGUAGCCAAGGGGCACGUGUUCCGCAAGGGCAUUAUGAAGAUUGUGGUGUACAAGAUCUUCCGCAUCCUCCUCCCAGGGAACACCGAUAACAUUGAGCCUUUGUCUCUUUCUUACCUCGUGGAGCUCAACAUCGUGGCGCCAGCGGGACAAGAUAUGGUUUCCGAUGACAUGAGGAGUUUUGCUGAGCAGCUGAAGCCCCUGGUCCACUUGGAGAAAAUAGAUCCUAAAAGAUUGAUGUGAGAUGGAUUGUAACGGCAGCGGGAUCAAAGGUGGAAAGGUUUCAGAAAUGCAUAUAUGUCUCAUGUCGUUCUGCAGAAAAAUAAAUGAGAGUCGGGUAGCCUUCCACUAAUCUGACUGUAGGUUAUUUUCAAAUGAUGAACAAUAAAGAAG